Quercus lobata is the source of this 3139-nucleotide messenger RNA. RefSeq names its product regulator of nonsense transcript protein. The transcript has 3 exons. Gene Ontology annotation, biological process: gravitropism; regulation of auxin polar transport. Lineage: Eukaryota; Viridiplantae; Streptophyta; Magnoliopsida; Fagales; Fagaceae. The coding region runs from base 1906 to 2733 and encodes 275 amino acids. The record is from RefSeq and is a predicted model, not a curated record.
CUGAUUUUAGUAAUGCAAAGUAGCAACAGGAUCCUGUUACAGCUCUAGUCCUGAGGCAAAUAUGAGAUGUCUACUACAACAGCUAAGGCAAAUACUUAGCAAUGGCCAGUUUACCCAACUGAGGCAAUCACAAUAGAACGAGUGCACACCAUAAUCUUUUCAGUAAGGACUAUCUUUCCCAAAGCAUGCCAUACCAAAAAAUUUUGAUAACUCAUCCGGUGAAUUCAAGGACCAUAAUGAGUAAAAUGUUUUCAAAAUUUAAUCAUCUUUUCAGCAAGCAACAUUCGAAAAUCUAUACAUAUAGGAAAAACUGCCCAUCAGUCACAUUAGGCUUGCUAACCAAAAUGCUUGUUAGAUGUGUGUACAAAUUCAAAUGUCUAUAUAAGUCCAUCUCAACUAAUAUGACCAUUGGUCAUUGAAUGUGAUUAUUUGCAUAUUAAAGCACACAUUUAUCAGAUGUGACCAACAUGAAAGAUUCACUAGUAUUGCUAAUUUAAUAUCUAAGGGAUUGAUUAUCUUAUUAAUAUGCCCAUGCAACUACUCUCAAGUAUGAAUGUGUAUGCACAAUAUACAUAGCACACCAACUUGUGGGUCUCCAAAAACCACUCCAGUUAGUCACAUGAUUUGAUCUUGAAAUGAACAGCCAACCACAGUCUUGUAUCUUUCUAAAUGUUUCUCUCUACCCACAUCUAUCUCAGGGCCUUCUAGCAGAAUUCCAACUUCUUAACAGUCUUAAUGAACUGAUCCUCGUUCUUUUGCUCUUUAGCAAUUCUAAGUCCUUCCUUUAAAGUCCCAUCUUCCUUGGAAUCUAAGUAUACCUAUAUUUCUGUCUACUAGAACAGCCUGGAGAUCUAAGAUCAAACCCUCGAAAGAAAUAUCAAAAUGAAGGUAAGUCCGAACUCUACCAAAUUUGGAAUUACACUAAUGUUUUCAAUCCUUUAACUCAAUCUUUGCCUUCCACUGCUGCAGUUACUGGACUGGCUGCACCAUAAAUUUCGUCAUAACAGCAUCGAGCCUUUCAAGGAUUUUACAAUUGGUAUUCAAACUGUCCUCAUCAACUUUUUUCUCCCCUUCAAAAAAAAAAAAAAAUCCCUGCUGAAGGCAUACAUCAUCAUUACAUAAAUCAUCAGAGUAAUCAGGUUAAUACACAACCAUGAUAAUUGCUUCUGCUACUCAAUGUCUUACAUUGUGAUUAUACAUUAGAAUCUACAGAAUUCUUCACAAUCUAAAAAGAUAAUCACAGAAACUACCUAAAACAAGCAAAAGUUAAAAAAAUCUGGUGGCCUUUGAGAUAGGUGGUCUCAAACAAUCAGAACACAAACAUUUUCAGUUAUUAUAGCACUUUAGCAAUGAAGUUGGGUGAUAUCACCAACCUUUUGUGGACACAGGGCCACCUUAUUAAGGUUCUCAGUGGUAAGUGAUGGGACCACCUUGUUCUACAGUCCACAUCAUUCAGUGAAGAAAGCACUCAACCCUUAACUCUAACAGGCAUACAUGUCCAGAAUGGAGCAGCCAUUAAAUUGGUCCACAUUCCCCUUUCUAAAGCACAAAAGAAAAAAGAAACAAAAAGGAAUACUGAUAUGUCUUUCUCAUAGACAAGUCUUUCUUCCCUAAUUAUUUUCAUGGAUAUCCUAACUCUUUUUUGGAACUAUAAUUUCAGGAAACCCUUGCAUUUGCCUUACUGCACAGCCAUCAAUUGAUGACCAAGACUUCUACACGAAGCCAAGCUUUGGCUCCACAUACAAAUCCAGAUCCUUAAAGCAACCCAAACAGGAAUCUGGAAAAUCUUUUUCUGACUCUGACGCCAAGAAAGAGGAAGGAAAUUUAGAAGAAGAAACAUCUACUGUAAUCUCUGAGCUCUUCAAUGGCUUUCUCACCAUUGGAACCCUUGGUCUGGAACCAAUCAUGAGUGAGCCAGCUACACCAACAUUUGCCAUGCCUCUGGAGAGCUUAAAUGAGAGCAAAACAGAGGUAACAGAGAAUGACUUGAAGCUCAUCAACUAUGAGCUGGAGAAGUUCCUUGAGGCUGAAACUAAAGAAUGGUGCGAUGAAUCAUCAGGACGGAACAGUAUUGCUAGCACCAUUACACUCAGUGGCAAGCCAAUGGAUGUGGCUGAAAAUGAAGAUUAUGAGAAAAUUUUGGUAUGUCCACUGCAAGGAUAUCUAUUUGGCUCUUCAAUUGAACUGCCAGAAACAAGAAAAGAAGUAAAGAAAGAGAAGGCAUCACUUGCAGAGCUGUUUCAUAGGACAAAAAUAACAAAUGAAGAAAACACAAAGAAAAGUGAGAAAGGGGAGAUGCAAGACAAGAAAACGCAUAAAUCUGCUAUGCAUCUCAUGAAGAAGAUGCUAAAGAAGCUCCAUGCUUCCUCAAGGAGCUCCAUCCCUUCUGCUGCUGGUGAUGCAGCUGACUCAGUUUCAACCAAGAAGAUACUCCACAAGGUCAUACGUGUGUUCCACAGAAAAAUCCAUCCUGAAAGCUCUAUAGCUGAAAGAGAAUUUGUUAAUUCCCAUAAAUAUAAGGUCAAAAAAGCUCCCAGUGGUAGCUAUAAUAAUGGAGAUCAGAUGCACUUGGGUGAAGACAAUGAUGCCUUUACUCUAGAGCCCAUGUCAAAGAUAAGCCACCGUUACAAGACCAAACUGAACCCACCCCAAGAUGGGCUGCAUGACAGUAAUCUAAGUGCAAAAGAGCAUUGGAUCAUGACAGAUGCAGACUACUUGGUGUUGGAGCUUUAGUGACUGAAUCUGAAAGAAGGUAAUAUUAUGUCAUCAUCCUCUACAAGUAAAAAGUGUACAUUUAGUGUUUAAUAGUACAUCUUACUAUGUUGUGAGUGAUUAUGUGAUGAUGGACUUAAGAGAAAGUGAAGGGUCAAGAAGGUGUCUGUCUUAUCUUCCUCAGUGUGAUAAUAAAGCUGUAACUAAGUUUCAUACAAGCUUCCUAAUAAUGCUAUUUUGAGUAUCUAGAAGUAAUACUUUUAUCAUUAAGAAUAUCCCAGGAUUUAUGUAACAAGGCCCUUCCUAUAUAAUUGCCUAUUUUCUUCUGUGGAACACCUCAUACAUUUAUUGGACAUGAUGUUUGCACAGUUAGCCAUCUGCAUGUGUUCUUGUGUGGAGUCAAACUAGAAUUAAAAUUUGUUAAUGU